CACAAAAACGCAUGUACAGCCAUGCUGCCUGUGGUGGCAUUUCCCUUUGAGGAUUUCUACAUCGACAGCCACCACAUGACCCACCAGCUGGAGUCUCGGGAGCAGCAGAUUCUUUUUUACACUGGCCUCCUGGCUGCUGCACUGGGCAUCGGUGGCAUCCGAGCUAUCCUCUGCCCCAUGGGAGCUUACAACCUGCAGGGCUACAACCAGCACCAGCUCCUGACCUUCUUCAACUGGUUCUACUGGCUGGUGAAUCUGAAUUCCACUGUUGUGUUUCUGGGCAUUGCUUACAUCCAGCAAUCUGUUGCCAAAAAUCUGGGCUUCCUCAUCCCCUUCACAUCAGUUCUGCUGGCUCUCAUCGCCAUACACAUGAUGCGCAGUAAACUCACCUACAAACCCAAGAAAGGUGGAUCAUUACUGACCACGUUGGGAGUUUUCUUGAACUCUUUCAAGAUGUGCUGCCUCCACUAUCGCUACUUGAGCGGACAGGUGACAUCUUGGCUGGACCGGGCGAAAGAGAACAAUGGUGGCCAGUACAGUGAGACUCACGUGGAGAAUGCCAAAGUCCUGGCCAAGCUCUUCCCUCUUUACGGGCUUCAGCUGCUCUACAGAGUCUGCCUCACACAGAUCCCCUCAGGUUACUACAUACAGACGAUGAGCUCCAACCUUCACCUGAAGGACCACCUUUUGCCUAUCGCUGCCAUGAAUGUGAUCAGCAUCCUGCCUCUGCUGCUCUUAGCGCCACUGAUGGAGUGUGUGAUGACCUGCUACCUGUCCAUGGAAAAAACUCCUCCAGCACCUGUAAAACGUAUUACUCUGGGCCAUGCGUGUGCCACUCUGUCGGUCCUGGUUGCAGGUUUGACUGAGCUGCAGAGGAAGUCUUACCCCCUGGUGGAGCAGACACUUUCUGGAAAGCUUUUGCAAGUUUCUUCCAUGCCAUGUUUCCAGCUGGCUCCUCAGUACAUCCUGCUCGGUCUGGCAGAAGCUCUCGUCACCCCUGCGUGCUCCCUCGUUUCUUUCCAACUCACCCCGAGCCACAUCAGAGGGAUCGCCCUGCACUUCCUCACUCUGUCCUAUGGAGGGGGUUGUUUUCUAGGUGCCUUUAUUAUUCAGCUGAUGUACUUUCUCUCUGGAGGAAGCUUUUACCCAAGCACACUGCAUGAUGGCAAUUUGGAGACAUUCUUCUUCCUCCUGGCCACACUGAUGGCUGUAAAUACCCUGGCAUUUUGGAGUGUAUCAUACAGGUACGUGGACCUGAGUGUUCAGGGCAAAGCGCUGACCAUCAGCCCUCUGACUGAGAAGCUGCUGCAUUACAAGGCCUGUCUGCGCUUCUACGACACUGUAGACCACACGGAUUCCAUUUUAUGA
Molecule: messenger RNA, 1368 nt
Organism: Oreochromis aureus
Lineage: Eukaryota; Metazoa; Chordata; Actinopteri; Cichliformes; Cichlidae
Gene: slc15a5
Product: solute carrier family 15 member 5
Exons: 9
Coding region: 22-1368 (448 amino acids)
Biological process (GO): transmembrane transport
Cellular component (GO): membrane
Molecular function (GO): transmembrane transporter activity
Source: RefSeq, a predicted model, not a curated record